This is a messenger RNA of Fusarium redolens, 291 nucleotides long. RefSeq lists its product as uncharacterized. The coding region runs from base 1 to 291 and encodes 96 amino acids. Lineage: Eukaryota; Fungi; Ascomycota; Sordariomycetes; Hypocreales; Nectriaceae. The record is from RefSeq and is a predicted model, not a curated record. The transcript is spliced from 2 exons.
AUGUCAUCAGACAAUUACAACGAAAAAUUGACAGCUGCUUCUAACCCAAAUAUCGAGGAUGACUGGCAGAUUGUAAGCAAGGAAGAAAUUCAACCCGACGACUCGGGAAAAGAGGAAAAGAAGGAAUCAAAUUUCGAGAAAGACUCCGGCAACUCUGAGAAGAGUGCUGCGGAAGAGAAGAGAGAAUUAGCAAAGGCAAAAUGGGAGGGCAUGCAACCGCAGAGGGGCGGCGUGUAUCCUGAUAGAGAGGUCAAAACACCAGACUAUCCUCAGUUUACUGGAAACUGGUAA